AUGGGUCUUCUUCGCUACCUGCGCAAGGUCUACGACCUCGACACCCUCGACACGCGGUUUACAUCCUCGACGUCCGUCCCUUACCAGACAGUCAUUGAUUCUCGCGGCGACCCAGUCAUAGAGAGAGAGGCCGCAGCCAAGGCCCGAAGCUCAGCUCCGCCGUCGAAAUGGCGCACGCCCGAGUUCUUCCUCUACUAUGUCGUAUUCAUCUUCGUGGUCCCGUAUAUGUUCUGGAUAGCCUAUGAUGUCUCAAAGCCUUCUGAUCCUAGAUACCCCAAAUACGAACGGUUCCUCUCCGACGGAUGGAUUCCAGGGCGAAAAAUCGACAACUCCGAUGCGCAGUACAAUACGUUUCGAGGCAACUUCCCUGUCAUGACGGGCCUUUUGAUAUUCCACCCAUUGCUACGAAAGGGGUGGGAAUCUGUGUAUAAGCCCUCCGCGCGAGGCAGCAGAGGCUCGACAAGACUGGAUCAACGUACCGCAUUUGACUUUAUUUUUGCCAUCAUCUUCAUUGUCAUUCUUCACGGCAUAUCGUCCUUCAAGAUUCUCGCUAUCCUCGGCAUCAAUUAUCAAAUUGCGACCAAGCUGCCCCGACAAUACGUCCCCGCAGCAACAUGGAUUUUCAAUAUUAGCACAUUGUUCGCCAAUGAACUCACCAUGGGAUACAGACUCCAGCUUUUAGCCAAUUGGGUUGGCCCUCCAUGGGGACCGCUGGCGCAUUGGGGCUAUUGGUUGGAUAGAUGGGGGGGAAUCCUCAAACGCUGGGACAUUCUUUUCAACAUUACCAUUCUGCGGCUCAUCAGCUUCAACUUGGACUACUACUGGAGCAUCGACAAGCGCAAUGUCAACUCUCUAGAGAAGAAGGGAUUGGAUCCCGCCAAUCUUUCCGAGCGCGACCGAAUUUCGAUUCCUGCCGAUAUUAGAGAUUUCUCGUUUCGCAACUACUUGGCCUACGCGUUGUACGCGCCGCUGUAUAUUGCCGGUCCGAUCUUGACUUUCAACGACUAUAUUUCCCAGUCCAAGUAUCGUGCCGCGAGCAUUGAAUGGCCCCGCACUAUUCGGUACGGCAUUCGAUUCCUGCUUGUCCUCCUCUCCAUGGAGCUUGUACUACACUACGACUACGUUGGCGCAAUCAGCAAGGCGGCUCCUGUGUGGAGCGACUACACUGCUGCCCAGCUCAGUCUACUAUCCUUCUUCAACCUCCACAUCAUCUGGCUGAAGCUACUGCUUCCUUGGCGCAUGUUCCGCCUCUGGGCCUUGGUGGAUGGCAUUGACCCGCCUGAGAACAUGGUUCGAUGCGUGAGCAACAACUACAGCACGCAGCUCUUCUGGCGCGCCUGGCAUCGGUCGUAUAACCGCUGGCUCAUCCGGUACAUUUACGUCCCUCUCGGCGGCUCCUCGUUUCGCAACUGGCGGUCUACAGUCAGAUCCAUCCUCACGUUCCUUAUGGUUUUCACAUUUGUCGCCCUUUGGCACGACAUCAAACUCCGCCUGCUCAUCUGGGGCUGGCUUAUUGUUAUUUUCAUGGUGCCGGAGUGGACUGCUGCCUACUUUUUCCCGAAGAAGAAGUGGGAGAACCGGCCCACGGAGUAUCGCAUGCUCUGCUGUGUUGGCGCAGUGGCCAAUGUGCUCAUGAUGAUUUCGGCCAAUUUGGUUGGCUUUGCAGUUGGUCUUGAUGGAUUACAGAGCAUCCUCAGCAGCAUUCUGCAUGAUUGGUCAGAUCUGUGGCGUACAACUUUCAACGGCAUUACGGGGGCUAAGAUGAAUGGGAGCUAG
This is a messenger RNA of Trichoderma virens Gv29-8, 1776 nucleotides long. RefSeq lists its product as uncharacterized. The record is from RefSeq and is a predicted model, not a curated record. Gene Ontology annotation, cellular component: endoplasmic reticulum. Gene Ontology annotation, biological process: GPI anchor biosynthetic process. The transcript has 4 exons. The coding region runs from base 1 to 1776 and encodes 591 amino acids. NCBI's taxonomy places the organism in Eukaryota, Fungi, Ascomycota, Sordariomycetes, Hypocreales, Hypocreaceae.